This is a messenger RNA of Diatraea saccharalis (sugarcane borer), 2318 nucleotides long. Lineage: Eukaryota; Metazoa; Arthropoda; Insecta; Lepidoptera; Crambidae. The record is from the annotation of a GenBank genome assembly.
UAUUCAAAGUAAAGAAUCGACUAACAACUUGUAAUUACUUGUUUUUCAAAGAGUAGUCUACUUGCAUUUACUCGUUCGUAUCGUUUCUUUCCUAAACAAAACACGACUGCGCAAAAUAAUAUAAAAGUAAAAAAUUGACCUUGUUUGUUUGAUAUUGACGCAUUUUCCAGAAACAAAAUCAACAAAAAUAUUAUCAUACUUUAUAAAAGGCAAAUCAAAUAAUGGAAACUUAAAAAAUUUUGUGUACUAAGACUUUCUGAGAUCGGUAAAAACAAAUCUUCUUGUCGAUAAAUCUGUAAGUGUCACAAUAUUUAAAACGUAUUAUUUUGGCUGUAUUUUACACAUAACAAAAACGUUUCAUCUUUUUUAGCUCUUGGACGUUGCUCUUGGCUAAAUGGACGGAACCGUUGACCACAGUGAUUCUGACUCUGGAGAAAGCUGGACUUUACUUGAAAGUACCCUGCAAUAUGCAGAUGAAGUCCCUGAAUUUCCGGAAACUGCGUUAUUGGCAAACAAGGGGGAACUCCAAGGAAUAAAUAAUGAAAAGGAUGAAGAUACUGAUGGAAUAUCUAUUAUAAGUGACAGCGAACCAGAGUCACCUUUACCGUGUGAGAUAAACUAUGAUUGUCGACAACAGGAUCUAGAACCUCAAUGCGUAUCCAUAAAGCCAUCUCUAGUUGAAAACAGUAUUUUACAAGAUUCGAUGAAUGAUACUGAUUUUCUUAGUGAUAGUAAUGGUAAACAUAAAACAUAUGUUCAUAGAAGGAAUAAACGAUUAAGUACAGUACUUAAUAUAAUUGUAUUAGGAAGUGUUAUCACAGCGGCAGGGGUGGCUAUUGGCCAUAUGUGGGGAGCUAAAAAUGACUGUACAGUAAACACUGUACCAUCAAUCAAUAAAAUUCUUUCUAACCUUUAUAAAUUACAAGAAGAAAAUGCCUACUUAAGAAGUAAAUUAAAAGAACUGGCACAAACAAACAAUAUAAAUAUUUAUCAAAGAAAGCCUGGCACAGAAUCUAUUUCACAUAAACAAAAUAAAUGUAAAAAGGUCUUUGAAGAUUCAAUAACUAAUAAAAAUGUAGGCAAACCAAUCAAAUGUGUUGAUGGGGAUGAAAAUACCAACAUUCACAACAUUCAUCUCAUAGAGCCUGAAUAUGAAAAGCAAUUUAUACAAAAUAUAGACAAGCUUAAAGAUAUUUACAAGCAAAAUAGAAGUUGGUUAGAUCUCGAAAUUGAUAAGAGAUUAAUUAUUGAAAAACAAUUCAUAAAAAAAUCGAAAAAUGAUAUAAAAUUAAAAUCUACCCAACCUAAAAAAAAUAAUAUUCAAGGACAAAUGCCUUCAAAAGGUAAUUAUUUAGAACCAAUUAGUGAAACACUAUCUUCAGAAAUUAAUUCACAUAUUCCAGACAGUAGUAUUACGGCAAAUCUGAAAGACCAAUCCAUAAAGGAUUAUACCACGGAAAGAAAGAUAACCUAUGCAGAUUCACUUAAAUCAAAUGAAAAAAGAAAAUAUAUUCCAUUAAAUUUGGAUGUUAGCACAAAAACGCCUAUAAGUAAAGCUGUGGAAUAUAUAAAGAAAAAUGGCAACAAUUUGGAUAACAUUUCAACUUACUCUAUUAGUGAAGAAGAAUUUAAAAAGGACGAUAGAUAUGUUGGAGAACGGCAUAAGCAAGCAAGAAAGAAACGUGAUAGGCAGAAGUCGAACAAAAAACAGAAGAGAAAAAAUAAAUAUGAGCAAUGGGAAAUGAAAGGUGGAUACUUGAGAGAUUAUGAUGAUUUUUCAAUUUCAUCUGUCCGAGAAAAUGAGAAUGUGUUAAGUAAUACAGAUAAAAACCAUUAUGCUAAAGAAUUCGAAAGAGAAAACUAUAUUGAGCAGUUUUUGGACAUUAAAAAAUCUCAAUCUCCUGACAGUGAUGAAAUUGAUAUACAAAGUGAAGUGGAAAAAGAGGACAAAAAUAAAAGGCAUAAUUUCAAAGAAAAAGAUGCCUCUUGGUUUGAAAAAAGAGCGCUUUUUCGAAAGGAGGCCCGAAAAAAACUAGAAAAUGAAUUAUUUGGAGAAACAAGUCCAAAUAAUGCUGGUUGGUAUUUCCGCCGCAUGCAACGCAGGGAGCAAUGCCGCGCAAAGAGAGACAAUAGCACAUACAAAAAAUUAUCUAAACGUAACAUGAAUUACAAAAUGAAACAUUAAUGUUUCGAAAUCACGAAGGCUUGUAUUCAGAAUUCGAAAAGACAACAGGACAUCAAAUUAAAUCGUGCCGGAAUUAUACAUCUUGGUUUAAUACAUAAAUCAUCCUAAUUACAUUAUCAAUCAGUUAACAUAA